AUGGUCAGAGGAAUGAAUGAUGAUGUGAUCGCUGAAGCUUUGGCAAAGCUGGCUGAAGCUAUUGGGCAUAAUCCGCAAGUCAAUGUGAAUGCUAGGAAUAACCAAGAGGAUGAGUUACGUGCUUUGGGGAAGUUUCAGAGAAACAAUCCGCCAAUUUUCAAGGGAACACAUGAACCAGAGAAGGCACAUGCAUGGCUGAAAGCGAUUGAGAAUAUAUUUCGAGUCAUGAACUGCUCAGAGGCGCCAAAGGUGCACUUUUACACCUAUAUGCUUGAAAAGGAAGCUGAGGAGUGGUGGGGUAACACUGGUAAGAGAUUUACCGAGGAGGGUACUAAGGUUAGUUGGGUUGUUUUCAAGGAAGCAUUUCUGGAGAAGUAUUUUCCAGAACAUGUGCAUGGGAAGAAGGAAAUUGAAUUCCUUGAAUUGAAGUGGGGUAAAGGAGUUGUGGAAGAGUAUGCUACAAAGUUUAAGGAGCUGAUUAAAUAUUGUCCUCAUUAUAACACUGCUGAUGCUGAAAGAUCCAAAUGUCUUACGUUUGUGAAUGGGAAAAGGACAAUUCAGAGGAAAGUCAUAUGCGACUCUACUGAUAAGGGGAAGCAAAAGGCUAGUGAUGGCAGAAGUCGAGUGAGGGAGGAGCUCCUACUCCAAUUAAGUGUUAUAGCCAUGGUGUUGAAGGACAUCAUGUUGCUGAGUGCACAAGUGCCGAGCAGAAACUUUCAAGCUCAAUAUCGAGGGAAGGUGUUUUCUCUGGCAGGUUCAGAGACUACUGCUCAUGAUGGAUUAAUCAGAGGUACGUGCUUUAUUAAUGGUACACCUUUGAUUACUAUAAUUGAUAUUGGAGUGACAUAUUCUUUUAUUGCUUUGGAUUGUGCUAAGAGAUUGAAUCUUGAGUUAUCUGAUAUGUGUAGAAGUGUGGUUAUUGAUACUCCUUCUAUGAGUUCAGUGACUACUUCAUCUAUGUGUUUGAAUUGUCCGUUGAGCAUUUUUGGUAGAAAUUUCAGAAUGAAUUUAAUGUGUCUUCCGUUAGAUCAACUUGAUUUUAUCCUUGGAAUGAACUGGUUAGAAUUCAACCAUAUUUAUAUCAACUGUUUUGUUAGGACAAUUAAUUUUCCUGAGUUUGGGGAUGAAGUAGACUUGUUUAUGUCUGCCAAACAAGUGAAAGAGUCGGUGCAUGAUGGUGCUAUGAGGUUGUAG
Messenger RNA from Vicia villosa (hairy vetch), 1194 nucleotides. RefSeq lists its product as uncharacterized. Lineage: Eukaryota; Viridiplantae; Streptophyta; Magnoliopsida; Fabales; Fabaceae. Bases 1 to 1194 code for a protein of 397 amino acids. The transcript is spliced from 3 exons. The record is from RefSeq and is a predicted model, not a curated record.